GGUGCCGAGUGUAGCCACGGAAACACCGUGGGAACUUGGACCCAAAAGAGAUGUGACUGUUUCUCGUGGAAUUUCAUGUUAUGUUUAUAAAAGGUUUGAAGAGAUUUUAGGCCCAGUCAGCGUUUCUGAAGUUCGACACAAACUCCACAGGUCUUCACAGAAGUCAGUCACGGUCCGUAUACCUCCUCUUCCUCCGUCAGAUAAAGAGGGAGAUAAUACUACCACCAGUCGAGUGUUCAUUUUCUGGUCCUGUCACAUACAACCAACCCGAUCUUCAAUCAAGAUGAACCGCUCCAGGGGAAUCAGCGAUGAUAAACAACCCGCUGUCAUAAAAAAUGUGGACAUGGACCAAGAGCUACAAGAUCACGCCACCGAACUUGCGGAUCGUGCUCUUGAAAAGUUUAACGUCGAGAAGGACAUCGCAGCCUACAUCAAGAAAGAGUUUGAUAAAGAUCACAGCCCGACUUGGCACUGCAUCGUAGGCAAGAGUUUCGGAAGCUACGUCACGCAUGAAACCAAGAACUUCAUCUAUUUUUACAUCCGCCAAUAUGCAUUUCUGCUCUUCAAAUCUGGUUAAAUAGUUCAUCAACGUUGUGUGACGCAUAACUCUAAAAAAAAAAAAGUCAGGGGCCACCCGUGAAGACACUCACAGCGGACUGAAAGAAACGUCGUUGUUUUAAACCACUCCUUGUCCUGAACUGAGUAGGUUCCCGACUUCCGAAAAUCUAAUCCGCGGUAGUAGAAUUUAAAGCAGGACAACUUUCUCUACCUGGCAAACAAUGGUGUUGCCGCAAUCCGCAAAUCAAAUAAUGUGUAUUGAUAACUCACCAUGCAAUGCCUCAACUCUCAUAAG
Molecule: messenger RNA, 853 nt
Organism: Asterias rubens (European starfish)
Lineage: Eukaryota; Metazoa; Echinodermata; Asteroidea; Forcipulatida; Asteriidae
Product: dynein light chain 1, cytoplasmic-like
Exons: 2
Coding region: 284-577 (97 amino acids)
Biological process (GO): microtubule-based process
Cellular component (GO): dynein complex
Molecular function (GO): dynein intermediate chain binding; dynein light intermediate chain binding
Source: RefSeq, a predicted model, not a curated record